This is a messenger RNA of Lathyrus oleraceus (garden pea), 2118 nucleotides long. Its product is annotated as aldehyde dehydrogenase family 2 member B4, mitochondrial. The transcript has 11 exons. Bases 267 to 1901 code for a protein of 544 amino acids. Gene Ontology annotation, molecular function: oxidoreductase activity, acting on the aldehyde or oxo group of donors, NAD or NADP as acceptor. Lineage: Eukaryota; Viridiplantae; Streptophyta; Magnoliopsida; Fabales; Fabaceae. The record is from RefSeq and is a predicted model, not a curated record.
CUUGUACUAGUAGUAGAAAUUUCUUUCAUCAUACUUUCUCCCAUAUCAGUGUAAUAUUUGAAUAUCAACCCUUCAAAUUCCACAUCAAUGGACAAAGUAGUACUAUCCAUUAUCAUAAUAAUGACACUGCCCUUUCAUUUUCAUAAUCAUAACAAUAAGCGAUAAGAUUAAUGACCACACCAUUUUCCAUUUUCCAUUUUUGAGAGCCUCUCUUUCUUUUUUUAUCAUCAGAAUCACCUCAAGGAGAACAAACACUUGCUCUGAUCAUGGCAGCUCGCUCACUUUCCCGCUUACUCUCUCGCUCUCUGUCCUCCUCUUCUUCCGGACCUGCUGCUUCUCUGCUUCGCUUACCACUAGCACUAGGAAGAAAAUCUGAAGGGUGGAGCAACACAAACAGAUUCAGCACCGCUGCAGCUGUUGAGGAAUUGAUUACUCCACAAGUUUCAAUAAAUCAUACACAGCUUCUCAUAAAUGGCCAAUUUGUAGAUGCUGCAUCAGGGAAAACAUUUCCAACUUAUGACCCGCGCACAGGAGAAGUGAUUGCUCAGGUAGCUGAAGGCGAUGCUGAAGAUAUCAAUCGUGCAGUAUCAGCAGCUCGUGAGGCCUUUGAUAAUGGACCUUGGCCUAAAAUGACUGCUUAUGAAAGAAGUCGUAUAUUGUUGCGCUUUGCUGAUUUGGUGGAGAAGCAUAAUGAUGAGAUUGCAGCUCUGGAGACAUGGAACAAUGGAAAGCUUUAUGAUCAGGCUGCCAAGACUGAAUUACCUAUGUUUGUCCGCUUAUUUCGCUAUUAUGCUGGGUGGGCAGAUAAAAUUCAUGGGAUGACAAUUCCAGCUGAUGGAAGUUAUCAUGUCCAGACAUUGCAUGAACCAAUUGGUGUAGCAGGACAAAUUAUACCUUGGAAUUUUCCUCUACUUAUGUUUGCUUGGAAAGUUGGACCAGCACUAGCAUGUGGUAAUACCAUUGUCCUGAAGACUUCUGAGCAAACACCGCUAACGGCUCUCAUCGUGGCAAAACUAUUUCACGAGGCUGGUCUUCCCCCAGGUGUUCUGAAUAUAGUUUCUGGCUUUGGUCCAACUGCUGGUGCAUCUCUUGCAAGUCAUAUGGAUGUGGACAAGUUAGCAUUCACUGGAUCGACGGAUACUGGAAAGACUGUACUUCAACUGGCUGCAAGAAGCAAUCUUAAGCAAGUGACAUUGGAACUUGGAGGAAAAUCACCUUUCAUUAUUUGUGAGGAUGCUGAUGUUGACAAGGCUGUUGAAAUUGCACACUUUGCUCUAUUUUUUAAUCAGGGGCAAUGCUGUUGUGCUGGAUCCCGUACCUUCGUACAUGAGAGUAUCUAUGACGAGUUCUUGGAGAAAGCUAAGGAGCGGGCUUUGAGACGUGUUGUUGGUGAUCCGUUUAAAAAUGGUGUAGAACAAGGUCCUCAGAUUGAUUCGAAACAAUUUGAGAAAGUACUUAGGUACAUAAAGUCUGGAAUUGAUAGCAAUGCUACUCUUGAAUGUGGAGGUGGGAGAUUGGGUUCAAAAGGCUUCUUUGUCCAACCAACAGUGUUCUCAAAUGUUCAGGAUGAUAUGUUGAUAGCAAAAGAUGAAAUCUUUGGGCCAGUUCAGUCCAUCUUGAAGUUCAGGGACAUUGAUGAAGUGAUACGACGGGCAAAUGCGACACAAUAUGGUUUAGCGGCAGGUGUUUUCACGAAAAAUUUGAGCACAGCCAACACCUUGAUGCGGGCACUGAGAGCUGGAACAGUGUGGAUUAAUUGCUUUGAUGUUUUUGAUGCUGCGAUUCCUUUUGGUGGUUACAAGAUGAGUGGGAAUGGUAGGGAGAAAGGAAUCUAUAGUCUUAAUAACUAUCUGCAGGUAAAAGCUGUGGUGUCUCCCCUGAAGAAUCCUGCGUGGUUGUAGAUUGUAUUUGUUCAGUUUGUUAAUUGUGCAAAACAAUAAUCCGAACGCAGCUUGUAUGUGAUUUCAUGAGUCACUUUAGCUUAUAAAGUGGUCUCGAGCUUGAAUCCACGUCUUUAGAAGAUAAUGAGCUUACUUCAUUAUGGAUUUGGACUUACUAGAUUUGGACUUGUUAGUUCUUAGUACUAGAGCAACGACAAGUGACUUUUGCUUUUGCUUA